Molecule: messenger RNA, 942 nt
Organism: Eublepharis macularius
Lineage: Eukaryota; Metazoa; Chordata; Lepidosauria; Squamata; Eublepharidae
Product: olfactory receptor 6C74-like
Exons: 3
Coding region: 1-942 (313 amino acids)
Biological process (GO): G protein-coupled receptor signaling pathway
Cellular component (GO): membrane
Molecular function (GO): olfactory receptor activity; G protein-coupled receptor activity
Source: RefSeq, a predicted model, not a curated record
AUGUCAAACCAGACCACCGUUAGGGAAUUCGUUCUCCUGGGUCUGUCUGAUGACCCCGGCCUUGAAAUCCUGAUAUUACUCUUGCUUUUCAGCACAUACCUGAUGACCGUCAUGGGAAAUGCGGUGAUUAUUACAAUCACACUGGUGGAUCACCGUCUCUACACCCCAAUGUAUUUCUUCCUCCGUCAUGUUGCAUUUGUAGAUAUCGGGUACACCACUACCAUCCUUCCCAACACAUUAAUCAACAUGGCUUUGGGACAAAGGACAAUUUCAUUACCUGGUUGUUUCAUGCAGUUCUUUAUGCACUUUGGAUUGGGUAGCACAGCAUCCUAUUUACUGGCUUUAAUGGCCUUUGACAGAUAUCUGGCCAUCUGCAAGCCUCUUCACUAUUCAUCCAUAAUGAAUGGGCAAAUCUGCUCUUUGCUGGUGCUUUGCUGUUGGAUUGUAGGUUUUCUGAUAGUGCUGCCAUGCCCUUUGGUGUUCCCCCCUGCUAUGCCGUUUUGUGGCCCAAAUAUCAUCGACCAUUUUUUCUGUGACAAUGAACCUUUAAUCAAACUUGUUUGUGCCGACACCGCUCUGCUAGAACGCAUCGAUUUCAUUAUUGCUGCACUGACUCUCACUGGGACUUUGCUUGUAAACCUUGUGUCCUAUAUCCAUAUUAUUUCUAGUGUCAUGCGCAUCCCGUCAACUACAGGAAGGCAGAAGACCUUCUCUACUUGUUCCUCCCACCUCAUUGUGGUCUCCAUCACUUAUGGCAGUUGCAUUUUCUUGUAUGUAAAGCCAAACAACACCAGUAAAUUUGAUUUUGGCAAGUUGGUGGCUGUACUUAAUACCAUUGUAUCGCCUCUUCUGAUCCCAUUUGUAUUUUGCCUAAGGAACAAACAAGUGAAGGAUGCUUUAAAAGGAGCAUUUAGGCAAGGUGUAGUUUUCCAAAAACACUAG